Trypanosoma cruzi is the source of this 825-nucleotide messenger RNA. Its product is annotated as U1 small nuclear ribonucleoprotein, putative. Gene Ontology annotation, biological process: mRNA splicing, via spliceosome. The coding region runs from base 1 to 825 and encodes 274 amino acids. Gene Ontology annotation, molecular function: snRNA binding; mRNA binding. Gene Ontology annotation, cellular component: U12-type spliceosomal complex; precatalytic spliceosome. Lineage: Eukaryota; Euglenozoa; Kinetoplastea; Trypanosomatida; Trypanosomatidae. The transcript has a single exon. The record is from RefSeq and is a predicted model, not a curated record.
AUGCAAGCCCCGAGCGAGGACGAUGUUGCACGCAAGGAGGCUCUUAAGCGACGUGUGGAGGAACAUAUGUUGUGGAAGAUGACAUUCUUUCAGAGCAGACCGCCUCCACCGUUUAUUCCGAAGUGUCGUCGCCGCCCUGAGCCUAUCGCCAAUGCCCCUGUUCAUUCCUUUUAUAAGCGAGCCCUGGAGAUUGUGAGUGCUGAAAAAGAGCACGUGUCAUCCUCCUGCUCCUCCGCCUCACCGCCAACAAUGACGAAGACGGACCCACCGGAAGGGGAUGGAGCAAAGAGCAAACAGGAUGUCUGGAAGCAUAAAAUGAUGCUCGAGAUGGAACGCCGCAACCCAUACACUGACAUCAACAUCCGCACAGAUCCCCGGAGCACCGUGGUGGUCUCUAGUCUGCAUCCCAAGUCUUUAGAGGAGGACAUACGUUUGUUCGGGGAGCAAUUCGGCCGGGUGGUGAGCGUACGCCUCAUAUGCGACCACAAUGGGAAGAGCCGCAGGUAUGGUUUCGUCCAGUUUGGGUUGGAGGCGGAGGCCCGAAAGGCGGUUGCACACAGCCGCAAGCGUCGACUACAUGGACACGCUGUAGUGAUGGAAAUGGAGCGUGGGCGGCUGGAUCGCGACUUUUUGCCGAAGCGCCUUGCGGAGGCGAAGCGUCAAAUUGAAGGGUCGUCGUCGUUGUGUAGCGACAAACGUCAGCGUAUGGAGGGAAGCGUCAAGUGUCCGCCAGCCGUCGCAGCGGGAAGAAGUUCGCCCAUCCCGGUCUCCGAUACUCGUGACGAGGUCGAUGCCUUUCUUGACGACAUUAUGAAUCUUACGUGA